Molecule: messenger RNA, 1773 nt
Organism: Lithohypha guttulata
Lineage: Eukaryota; Fungi; Ascomycota; Eurotiomycetes; Chaetothyriales; Trichomeriaceae
Exons: 2
Coding region: 1-1773 (590 amino acids)
Molecular function (GO): phosphoric diester hydrolase activity
Source: RefSeq, a predicted model, not a curated record
AUGCGACCUCGCCAGAUCCUGUUCCCAUUACGCCUAUCAACAGGUGAGCCUAGUGACUGCAAUGCCGUUCCAGCAGUCAAAAGCAGCAUCACCUCAGUGAGCUGUGAAGCACAGUAUGGCAGCACACCAAAUGGAACACUGCCAUACUCGAACGGGGCUGCCGGAAUAGGAGCCUACUAUGCUCAACUCUUUUCGAAGAUGAGUAUCAACACAAAUGACUUUGCUGCUUACUGCCACAAUGUCUGGUAUAGUAUUGACUUAUGUCGAUCUAAAGGCGAAACGACUGAUAUGACUAGGUCUGUGUGUUCUGAGCCUCCCCUUAUUGGCAUUGAGGAAAGCAUGUACUUCACCCCCAAACCAGCCUCAGCCGAUGCAGCUUUACCACCAUCAGGCAAGAAUCUCAAUGUGCUGCAUCUGUCCGACUACCACAUUGACCCAAGAUACGAUAUCGGAAGCGAAGCGAAUUGUACGAGUCAUCUAUGCUGCAGGCCAGACGCAGUCAACAACGUUCUCCAUACCAAUGCACAAUCUCCAAGUCUCCCAGCGUCAAGAUUUGGGGCUUUGCAAUGUGAUUCACCACCGGAUUUGGCCUUGUCAGCAUUUCAGAGCAUGCCUCAAUUUUUCGACAUCAGCAACAUUUCUUUCUCAAUCUACACCGGUGACAUCGUGUCUCACGAUAAAGACGACCAGCUCUCCCAAGCUUACAUCGAAUACGAGGAAACAAUAGCUUACGACACCUUCAAAGCUGCAUUAGACAACGCACCAAUCUACGCAACACUAGGCAACCACGACUCCUUCCCACAAGCUCUCAACACGCCCAACAGCCUUGCCCCAACAAACGCACUCUCGUGGAACUAUGAGCUCCUCGCCUCCCUCUGGCAAAACGCUUCCUGGCUAAACGCAAGCGAGGCACAAUACGCCGCAACUCACUACGGAGCCUUCGCCGUAACCACUCCACAAGGUCUCCGAGUCAUCUCCCUAAACACAGACUUCUGGUACAAAGCCAACAUCUUCAACCACUACAACACCACCAACCCUGACCAAAGUGGCAUUCUCAGCUUCCUCGCCGCCGAGCUCCUAGCCUGCGAAGCCCGCAACCAACGCGCCUGGAUCAUCGGCCACGUCCUCUCAGGCUACGACGGCUCAAACCCCCUUCCCAACCCCACGGCCCUCUUCUACAGCAUAGUCGCACGCUUUGCUCCCAAAACUAUCGCUCUCAUCGCCUUCGGCCACACCCACGAAGACCAGAAGCAGAUCUACUACGACUUCCUCCCGAACAGCACAUAUAUCAUCGACGGCCGAACAUACCGCAACACGACCAUGGUCGACUACAACAAACCAAUCGCAGUAGCGUACAUCGGCCCCUCCGUCGUACCUCUAACAAAUCUCAACGCAGGCUACACAAUGUACCAAGUCGACGACUUGACGUUCGAAAUCAUGGGCUCACAAGUCUACUUCGCGAAUAUCUCCAACUCACUUACUUGGACCACACCAGAAUGGAAUUUUGAAUACGACACUCGAACGGCGUACACACCUGUGAUAAGUGGUGGAUGGCCUGCGACUGCGCCGCUCAACGCGACGUUCUGGCAUAAGGUUACAGAGGCUAUGUUGGAGAACACUAGUGUCGCGCAGAUGUAUAGCACGUAUGAGACGAAGAGUAGUGUUGUCACGCCGGCGUGUGAUACGGGGGAGUGUGCGAGGAGGAAGGUGUGUUAUAUUAGGAGUGGGAGUGCGGCAUUGGGACGUGCUUGUCCGAGGGUGCCGAGUUCGUGA